AUGCGUCUUCUGGACACCCGCAGCUUCGAACUGGCAGAGUUCGUCGACAACGUCCCCAAGUACGCAAUUUUGUCGCACACAUGGGGCACCGAAGAAGUUCUCUUCAACGAUCUCCAGGGAGGAGGCCGCCCCUCAACCGGUGCUGGAUGGGCUAAGGUUAAAGGCGCGUGCGACCUAGCGCGCAGCCGUGGAUUCGCCUGGAUCUGGAUCGACACUUGCUGUAUCAACAAGAGUAGUAGCGCGGAGCUCUCGGAGGCGAUCAACUCGAUGUUCAAAUGGUACCAGCUCGCCGAGGUCUGCUUUGUGCACCUUGCGGACGUUGGCUGGCACGCACAUUCUGCAAGUUGCAGUGAGAAGGAUGACGAGCGAAUACGUGGCAGCCGAUGGUUCACGCGCGGAUGGACGUUGCAGGAACUGCUUGCCCCUAGACGCGUCGAAUUCUAUUCUGGGGGGAGAUGGCGACUUAUCGCCACUCGAGCGGAGCUGGGUGCGGUCAUAACGAGCGCAACGACGAUAGAGAGUGAUUACUUGAAUAACCGCCCUUUGCACACAGCGAGUGUGGCGCAGCGAAUGAGUUGGGCUUCGAGAAGACAGACGACAAGAGUUGAGGAUACGGCAUAUUCCCUUCUGGGCAUCUUUGGGGUCAAUGUGCCCCUGAUAUACGGAGAGGGCGAUAGGGCGUUCCAGAGAUUACAAGAGGCCGUCAUCAGGCAAAUCGACGACCCAUCCAUCUUCGUUUGGGGUUCCAUAUCCGACCUGGACGAUCCGAUGCGUAAAUCCAUGUCAUCACGGAGUCUCCGGGAACCUCUUCUCGCACCUGGACCACAUUCGUUCGAGAACACCGGCGACGUCAUCCCCUUUCGGAUGCUUGGUGUCGAAAGCAGGCUACAUCUCGAUCAUAAUGGCAUAACGAUCACAACGCCACUGUUGAAGCAGCGUCCGUCUAAUGGUUGGACACGAGCAGGGACGGAAUUCUUCCUGGCACCAUUGCAAUGCCGACGAAAGAGUGAGCCGCUUGAUUGCAUUGCGUUGUAUCUCUGGGGCGAGAGUUCCGGCAAACUGGAGAUGAACUAUUCUAGAGCCUCGAAGCUGCUCGUGACCGUCCCGAAGACUGUGUGGCUGGACGGAGACUUGUCUCCUGCUUUCAUCCGGUUUAUGGCUGGACAGAAUCGGUUUCACCUAGGGUCUGGGAUCGACCGCGGGUGCAUUGUGAGGAGCGUUCCGAAGGGAUACCGGGUGGUGGAAGUUUACCCGAAGAUUGACAACUUCAAGGUCAGGUCAUCCAUUGUGCCCUUUGAGGAACGAAUCAAAGAGUCGUACGGCCUCAGCUAUCCCGCCAUUCUUCUUCUUGAGGGAUCCUCGGCAGAUCCGCGCUUGGCGUUGGUGCUCCAAUUUCAAUACCUUUCUCGUCAAGACGGCUCCGCGACCGAGCCAUCUUUUGUGGGAUCUCCAGAGUGGAUGAUCAACCGCGUCAUUAUUAUGCCUAAGGAUAAGAACAUAAAAGAGAUAGCAGGGACAGUGAGUAACCAUCACCAUCUUCACAUCCGACCAGAAGACAUUUGGUUCGCAAUCUUGACGCAACUGAGCUUCUACAUCAAUGCCAACUCUGAAAGUCUCAGCUCCCUCUUUGUCGAGCAUGAGGGGCGCAAGAAGCUUGAAAUCAGGCUCUUAACAUCUACAAUGGCGUCGACUGACUUCGGUGGCCUCGCACAACGCUUCUCCGAAAUGAUCUCCUCAAACGUCAAGGAUGAAGAGUUGCAUGAUUGGAUCAUGCCGUCGUUCACGACCACGUCUGAUAACGACCGCGUGGUUGCAUCGAUCCUGUUCAUGGGAGCAAUGCAAAACUACUUCUCCUACGAGGCACAGCUACUGUGCGGCCUGCCAUCGGUGACCCUACAGGGAGACGUUGCGGACUAUGAAGACAUCCUGGCCCGCCUUCACAAGAUCGAGGAAUUUGGGGACGAGCCAAAGCAAUUCGUGAAGUUGAUGAGGCCUAUCCUUGAGAACAUGAUAAUGUCAUUCGAUACCCCCGACAGUCCGCAAGUCGAGGUGUUUUGGAAUAAGAUCGCCACAUUCCACUCCAGAGGCAGUGGCGGCGAUCAUAUAUCUGGAUGGCUUGGUGUCUUUUCCUUCUGGAGCGCAUCGGGCCAGACUGUGAUGGGCUCAUCUGAUGACUGGCAACCUAGUAUUGUCGAUGGCGUUCCGCGAAUGAAGGUGUUGAUGUCAGAAUUUGCGGCUGGGUACGCUUCAGUUCCUGUCAUCAUCAGAGAACCCGAAACGACACACCAUUGCACCAUGUCAGCAGGAUCAAUCGGUAUCCAGGCAGCUCGUGACAGUUCCGGUGGAAACUUCGACGACGGUCUGGAAGACUACUAUGGCAUGCGAGCCGGUCGAGGUGGAAAUUCUUCAUGCCGGUCAUGUGGGUCCCAGAACGCGUGA
Colletotrichum aenigma is the source of this 2439-nucleotide messenger RNA. RefSeq names its product Vegetative incompatibility protein HET-E-1. The record is from RefSeq and is a predicted model, not a curated record. NCBI's taxonomy places the organism in Eukaryota, Fungi, Ascomycota, Sordariomycetes, Glomerellales, Glomerellaceae. The coding region runs from base 1 to 2439 and encodes 812 amino acids. The transcript has 2 exons.